AUGGCCACUGCGGCGCCUCUAGAAGGGAACCGCUCUGGGCCCCGCCUUUGAUCUCGUUGGUGGGGCUGGGGGAUGAGAGCUGCACCGCGCUGGACAAGUCGCCGGCGGCGCCCGACGGAGCAGAAGAGGAGAGAGCAUGGAGCUGGAAAGGAUUGUCAGUGCAGCCCUCCUUGCCUUUGUCCAGACGCACCUCCCGGAGGCCGACCUCAGUGGCUUGGAUGAGGUCAUCUUCUCCUAUGUGCUUGGGGUCCUGGAAGAUCUGGGCCCCACAGGCCCAUCAGAGGAGAACUUCGACAUGGAGGCCUUCACUGAGAUGAUGGAGGCCUAUGUGCCUGGCUUCGCCCACAUCCCCAGGGGCACAAUAGGGGACAUGAUGCAGAAGCUCUCAGGGCAGCUGAGUGAUGCCAGGAACAAAGAGAACCUGCAACCACAGAGCUCUGGUGUGCAAGGCCAGGUGCCCAUCUCCCCAGAGCCCCUGCAACGGCCUGAAAAGCUCAAAGGAGAGACCAGGUCUUCUGCUGAUGCUGCUGGGGACACCCAAGACGAGGUACUAGCAGCCGGCGCUGAAGAGGAGCUGCUGCCAGGGGUAGAUGUACUCCUGGAGGUCUUCCCUACCUGUUCCAUGGAACAGGCCCAGUGGGUGCUGGCCAAAGCUCGGGGUGACUUGGAGGAAGCUGUGCAGAUGCUGGUAGAGGGGAAGGAAGAGGGGCCUCCAGCCUGGGAUGGCCCCAACCAGGACCUGCCCAGGCGCCUCAGAGGCCCCCAAAAGGAUGAGCUGAAGUCCUUCAUCCUGCAGAAGUACAUGAUGGUGGAUAGCGCAGAGGAUCAGAAGGUUCACCGGCCCAUGGCUCCCAAGGAGGCCCCCAAGAAGCUGAUCCGAUACAUCGACAACCAGGUGGUGAGCACCAAAGGGGAACGAUUCAAAGACGUCCGGAACCCUGAGGCCGAAGAGAUGAAGGCCACAUACAUCAACCUCAAGCCAGCCAGAAAGUACCGCUUCCACUGAGGCACUGGCCGGACUCUGCUGGAGCCUUCUAGGCUCAGGUCCCAGAGGGAUGCAGGAGCCCUACACCCCCACAUAGGGGCCUCCCUAACUCCUGUCCCCCAUCUUUAUCCCUCUUCCCUACUUCCUUACUCCAUUGUGUUAACCUACUCUCGGGGCUGCCUCCAUGGGCACAGUAAAGGUGGCCCAAGGAA
Messenger RNA from Lemur catta (Ring-tailed lemur), 1197 nucleotides. It is a transcript of the gene CUEDC2, whose product is annotated as CUE domain containing 2. Lineage: Eukaryota; Metazoa; Chordata; Mammalia; Primates; Lemuridae. The record is from RefSeq and is a predicted model, not a curated record. Bases 137 to 1006 code for a protein of 289 amino acids. The transcript is spliced from 9 exons. Gene Ontology annotation, molecular function: ubiquitin binding.